CUUUGCAUCAGGAUAGCGACAUGGGCUCCGGGGACAGUUUGAGCAGAAUUGCUGCUCUGAUUGGAAUCUUUGUCGUUUUGAAGGUGCAAGCUGUUCCAACACGUACCGGUGAUUAUGCAGAUGCUGGUGAACUGAGGGACGACAUACUAGAGAUCAAUAGAGGGUUAAACCACCUGUUUGAGGGAGACAUCGCUAUUGAUCCAAGCAGGAAUGCAAUCCUCGAUCAAACACGGAGAUGGAAGUUCCCCAUUCCCUAUAUCUUAACUGAUUCUUUAGAACUGAAUGCUAAAGGUGUGAUCCUCCAGGCUUUUGAGGAAUACCGUUUGAGAUCCUGUGUGGACUUCAAGCCCUAUGAGGGAGAGAGCAGCUACGUCUCCUUCACCAAGCUGUCCGGAUGCUGGUCAUAUGUUGGAGAUGAUAGAACAGGCCAGAAUGUUUCCAUUGGAGCCAGGUGUGACACCAAGGCCAUUGUGCAGCACGAGCUCCUCCAUGCUCUGGGCUUUUAUCAUGAACAGUCUCGCUCAGAUAGAGAAGACUAUGUCAAAAUCUGGUGGGACCAGAUUGAAGAAGGGAUGGAGCACAAUUUCAACAAGUAUGAGGAUGACUUCAUCACUGAUCUGAACACGCCAUAUGAUUACGAGUCCAUCAUGCACUACAGGCCGCUGUCCUUUAACAAGAACGACAGCAUCCCCACAAUCACCACCACCAUACCGUAUUUCAAUGAGGUCAUUGGCCAGCGUCUGGACUUUAGCGCUGUAGACAUCACCAGGCUCAACCGCAUGUACGACUGUGCCAACACACACACUCUCUUGGACCAGUGCUCCUUUGAGCUGAUCAACAUUUGUGGAAUGAUCCAGAACGAGGAGGACAACGCAGAUUGGGUCCAGACGCUGAGCAGUCCGACUGAUACAGACCACACGGAGGCAGGGCGCUGCAGAGAUUCUGGCUACUUCAUGAAGUUUGAAACAUCUUCCGGUCCAGUGGGAAGCAGUGCCUUGCUAGAGUCACGCAUCCUCUACCCGAAGAGAGACGAGCAGUGCUUGGAGUUCUUCUACAAGAUGACCGGAGCAGCUGGGGACAAACUGGUGAUUUGGAUCAGGACUGACGAUGGGACCGGGACUGUGCGCAGUGUCAGGAAGAUCCACACCAUAACAGGAAGUGGAGAUGCUGCCUGGAAAAUAGCCCAUGUGACUCUCAAGGUGACAGAGAAGUUCCGCUAUUUCUUCCAAGGCGUCAGAGGGUUGUCCGGCUCUUCGGGUGCCAUCUUAAUCGACGACAUCACCCUUACUGAGACCAUUUGCCCCAGCGCUGUCUGGCAAAUCAGCAACUUCACAGGCAUUCUCGCCACCACUCCUCUUGGCAUUGCGUUAAAAAGCAAGUGCUUCUACAACUCAGAUGGCCACUCAUUUGGUAUCAGUGUUUACCCAAAUGGAAAAGAGAGUGCCUACCCAGACUAUGUUGGCAUGACCUUGCACCUCUGCAGUGGGGAAAAUGAUGCAGUGAUGCAGUGGCCAGCCGAAAACAGGCAGGCAACCAUCGUUGCUAUGGACCAGGACCCUGAUGUGAAACUGAGAAUGUCUUCUACAAGAAGCUUCACCACAGACGCUGAUCCCCGUUGGAACAGACCAACAGAUACUUCAGGUGCAGUGUGGGAUGUUGACUGCCAGUGCUUCCGCGGUCAAGACUUUGGCUGGAGCACUUUCAUUUCUCACAAGCACCUGCACAGGAGGAGCUUCCUCAAGGACAAUGACCUCAUCAUCACUGCCGACUUCAAUGAUUUGACCCACCUGAUCAAGACUGAGGUGCCUGUCAAACCGGCCGCACGGAACAAUGACAUCACAGACGAGGAGCCAAUCAGCGAGGCGGACUUGAGACCGGAGGUUUCAAAACACAGAGAAGCCCGUGCUGCCAACCCCUGUCGUCCCAACCCUUGUUUCAACGGAGGCGUGUGUGUGGAGAGUGAAGGGAAAGCCUCAUGCAGGUGUGCGUCAACCCAGACCACCUACUACGCUGGUAAGAGGUGUGAGGAACUGAACAUGGACAGAGGCAUCGUGGGAGCUCUGAUUGGUGGCGCAGCAGGGACCGUGAUUCUGACACUGGCCAUCUUCACCGUCAUCAGGAGAUCGCAGUGAAACACGUGUCCUCUGCGUUAAUUCAGCAGUGGAAUCACAGAAAAAAAAUCUGCCUAUACAUGAAAGAAAAGGGUUUGUAUCAGUUGAUAUGUUAAUUUUUUGGGACACUAAUUGAUGUGAAUCUGAUGUAUCCCUACAUGAAAAAAAUCUGUACAAGCCCUAACAACCAUAGGGGUUAACUUCAACUGUCAAAUUCCUCGUUCUCUCAAACUAACAACAUCUUGCAGGAGAGCAUGAGUUUGUUUAAAAAAGAAUCAUAUGUGGUCAGCUAAAUUGAUUCUUCUAUGAAAAAUGUGUAGUUUGGAUUGAAACUUCUCAAUCAUGCCUAGUGUAAUGAACAUACAAAUACAUUGUAUUCCUUGUCUUUAUUUCGAUACAUAUUUUUUUAUACAUACAGUGA
Messenger RNA from Anoplopoma fimbria (sablefish), 2532 nucleotides. It is a transcript of the gene mep1a.2, whose product is annotated as meprin A, alpha (PABA peptide hydrolase), tandem duplicate 2. Gene Ontology annotation, molecular function: protein binding; metalloendopeptidase activity; zinc ion binding. Bases 21 to 2132 code for a protein of 703 amino acids. Gene Ontology annotation, biological process: proteolysis. Lineage: Eukaryota; Metazoa; Chordata; Actinopteri; Perciformes; Anoplopomatidae. The transcript has 14 exons. Gene Ontology annotation, cellular component: membrane. The record is from RefSeq and is a predicted model, not a curated record.